Molecule: messenger RNA, 1533 nt
Organism: Heterotrigona itama
Lineage: Eukaryota; Metazoa; Arthropoda; Insecta; Hymenoptera; Apidae
Source: the annotation of a GenBank genome assembly
AGAAUUAUUCGCUGAUUCAAUGAGAAUCUGCUGUGAUCAGUUCGAACAAUCAACUAGUCUAGUGUACUUGUACAAUAGAAUACUGAUACGAAAUGACAUGCUUAUGAUUUCAGGGGCCACAUUUGUCGCUACAAUUAUGCGUCUCCAAAUUUCUAGUUUGAUAUUUUUCGUGAGUGUACUAGUCGUGAGACAAGUUUCAGCCCAUGGAAGGCUGAUAGAACCACCAUCGAGGGCUUCGAUGUGGAGGUACGGUUUCGAUACUCCGCACGACUACAACGAUCACGAAUGCUAUUGCGGAGGAUUUACCAGGCAAUGGCAACGAAAUAAGGGAAAGUGCGGAAUAUGUGGCGAUGCUUGGGACACACCAGCGCCUCGACUGCACGAGACCGGUGGCAAAUACGGAAACGGAGUGAUAGUACGGAAAUAUCGAACAGGUUCGAUGAUACCGGUCCGUGUGGAACUUACGGCGAAUCAUCAUGGUUACUUUGAGUUUCGUACGUGUGCGAUGACCCACAAGGGCAAAGAGGUCGAUCAGGAAUGUCUGGACCAGCACCUGCUACGCUCGAAGAACGGAUCGAUUAGAUAUUAUCCCGGGCCGGGGAAUAAGAUUUUCGAAGCUUUCUACAAAUUGCCAGACGAUCUGACUUGCGCUCAAUGCGUCUUUCAAUGGAGAUACGUGGCUGGAAAUAAUUGGGGCGACUGUGGAAAUGGAACAGGUGCUGUGGGUUGUGGUCCUCAAGAAGAAUUUCGUUCUUGCGCCGAUAUUACCAUCGGAGAUGACGUAGAGCCUCUUCUACCUGAACCACCCGCAAAACCACCAACGAAAUCGACUCCAGGAGAAAAAUCGCCAACAGAACCAACAUUGGUGCCAGAAUCAAGUGGACCAUAUUGGUUAUUCAGUAUCAUUAUCGCUGGUACGUGCCUGCUAGUUGUGCUGGCGGCUAUGGCGUUGCUUUACUCCUAUUACUAUCAUUCUGGCCGAGCCAAAAAAUGGCUUAUGGAAAGACGGUUGUUGACACCUGAAAAUCCACCUGUCGCUCCACCGAGGCAUAAAAAACACAACACGUUUAAUGCACCACUGCAAUUGUAGAAGGAUAUUUGUACUUGACGUGUAGGUGACCACAAAAGAAUAUUGCGUGACUGUGUAAUAAUAGUUUUGCAAACAGCUGUUUUGAUAACGUUUUACAGCAUUCUUUCAACAUAUUUUGAAGAAGGAAGAAGAAUUAUUGUUUAAUAUUCGAGAGAAAUGGUCACCCUGAUUUAUUAUUUACGAUGCAACUUCCUCUAUUCAUUUCUUCACUUGUAAUAAUUGGACGAUUUCUCUGUCAUACAUAUUUGUACGAGAAAAGUAUCUUCAUGACACUGUGAUGUACGUAUGGUGAGAAAGUUCUCGUUUGCGUUCAGAGUAAUAUGCGUUCACUUGCACACGCAUCUUCAUUUUGUAUAUAUAAACUUUCUUACAUUAAACAUAUUUAUUUUUUAAGAAUUUGUGGUUCUUAGUUUCCCUUUCAUUUUCUUCUUCUUCUUCUUCUU